CCUACUUCAUUUCCUUUCUUUCUUCCCUUAGCUGUGACGGUGCAACAAUAAUCGGUCGUCCCGAAUCGGGUUCAUCCGACACCAUCACCAAUCAAGCCGAACUGAGCUCAACCUCGAUACCAAUAUGCCUCCCAAAUUCGACCCCGGCGAGAUAAAAGUUGUGUACAUGAGAUGCACAGGAGGAGAGGUUGGUGCCACAUCAGCCUUGGCCCCCAAAAUUGGACCCCUGGGUCUUUCUCCCAAGAAAGUUGGUGAUGACAUUGCCAAGGCCACCAGUGACUGGAAAGGCCUGAGGAUCACCGUGAAGCUGACUAUCCAGAACAGACAGGCAGCGAUUGAGGUGGUUCCGUCUGCCUCUGCGCUUAUCAUCAAAGCGCUGAAGGAGCCCCCUCGUGACCGGAAGAAGGUCAAGAACAUCAAGCACAGCGGAAGUGUGACCUUCGAUGACAUUUUGGGUGUUGCUCGCGCCAUGCGGCCUCGUUCCAUUGCUAGGGAGCUGUCUGGAACCAUCAAGGAAAUUUUGGGUACAGCUCAGUCUGUUGGCUGCACCAUCGAUGGUCGUCCUCCUCACGAUGUCAUUGAUGACAUCAACAGUGGCAAAAUCGAGUGCCCAUCUGAGUAAUAAAAUGUUGGAAAUUGAA
Messenger RNA from Syngnathus typhle (broad-nosed pipefish), 641 nucleotides. It is a transcript of the gene rpl12, whose product is annotated as ribosomal protein L12. Gene Ontology annotation, cellular component: cytosolic large ribosomal subunit; ribosome. The record is from RefSeq and is a predicted model, not a curated record. Gene Ontology annotation, molecular function: structural constituent of ribosome; large ribosomal subunit rRNA binding. Bases 125 to 622 code for a protein of 165 amino acids. The transcript has 6 exons. Gene Ontology annotation, biological process: translation. Lineage: Eukaryota; Metazoa; Chordata; Actinopteri; Syngnathiformes; Syngnathidae.